Prunus armeniaca (apricot) is the source of this 1485-nucleotide messenger RNA. The record is from the annotation of a GenBank genome assembly. Lineage: Eukaryota; Viridiplantae; Streptophyta; Magnoliopsida; Rosales; Rosaceae.
AUGGAGAGACACAUAGGAGAGAGAAAGGAAACCAGAGCCAACGACCCUUCUUCUUCUUCUUUAUCUCUCUGUAUGGGUUCGUCGGCAGCUGACAAGUUCUCCGACGAGCCCAUAACCCCAAUUGGUGGGUUCUUCCUCCAACCCCAAAUGGACCAAAUAAUCCACUGCACCAUGGGCUUCAAAAACCCCAUUGACAUCGCCGCCAUUAAAUCCCACCUCAAAACCUCCCUCCUUCUCUCCCACCCCAGAUUCUCCAGCCUCAUGGUCCGCGGCCCCCGAGGCCUCAAGAAAUGGCACAGGACCUCCCAUGUCGACGUCGACCACCACGUCAUCGUCGUCCACAACCCCGUCACCGCGUCAUCAAACUUUGACCACGAGACCGCGGUCAAUGCCUACUUGGCCGACCUCUCCACCAGCUCUGGCCUCAGCGCCGACAAACCCCUGUGGGAAUUCCACCUCCUCAUGGCCCACAACUGCGGCGUCUUCCGCAUCCACCACGCUCUGGGAGAUGGGGCUUCGCUCAUGUCUCUGUUCUCGGAGAGUUUCAGGGGAGCUGAAGAGGAAGAAAAGCUUCCGGCUUUGGGCUCUGUCGGGAAGAAGAAAAACAGAGUGAAUGGUGAAAAAGGCUGGUGGGUUUUGUUGAUUGGGUUUGUGGGUAUGGUUUGGUUCAGCUUGAUUUUUGUGGUGGAGUUUGCGUUGAGAAGCUUGUGGGUUUGUGACAUAAAAACAGAGAUAAGUGGUGGCGAUGGAGUUGAGCUCUGGCCUAGGAAGCUGGCCACUGCUCGGUUUAAGCUUCAGGACAUGAAGCUCGUCAAGAAAGCUGUUCCAAAUGCGACCAUCAAUGAUGUUCUUGUGGGGGUGGUUUCAGCAGGGCUAUCAAGAUACCUAGAUCACCGAACACCAAAUGGUUUGCCCGAGGGGCUUCGAAUUACAGGGGUGGUUUUGGUAAAUUUAAGAGAGCAACAUAGAUUGCAGGAACAAUCAGAUUUGAUGAAAAGCAACUCUGGAUCGAGUUGGGGUAACAAAUUCAGCACGUUUCUCCUACCUAUUUAUUAUAAAAAAAGUUCUGAAACUGAACCUCUGGAGUAUUUGAGGAGAGCUAAGGUGAUUAUGGACCGCAAGAAACAGUCUCUGGAGGCUCUUUUCUCAUACAAAAUUGGGUGUAUUUUAAUGACCUAUUUGGGAGCAGAGAUUGCUACAUGGCUUCUUUACAGGAUUGUCUGCAACACUAGCUUUGCUAUCUCAAAUAUACUUGGCCCACAAGAGGAAAUUGCAGUUGGAGGAAACCCUGUAACUUACCUCAGAGUGAAUACAUCUAGCCUGCCCCAUGCACUUACAAUGCAUAUGGUGAGCUAUGUGGAAAGAGCAGACAUGCAAAUUUCGGUUGCCAAAGAUAUAAUUCCUGACCCGGAAUUUCUUGCAAAGUGUUUUGAGGAGGCCUUGCUUGAUAUGAAGGAAGCAGCCCAUUGUGAAACAAAUGAUUGA